Messenger RNA from Phoenix dactylifera (date palm), 2678 nucleotides. RefSeq lists its product as uncharacterized. Gene Ontology annotation, molecular function: metal ion transmembrane transporter activity. NCBI's taxonomy places the organism in Eukaryota, Viridiplantae, Streptophyta, Magnoliopsida, Arecales, Arecaceae. Gene Ontology annotation, cellular component: membrane. The record is from RefSeq and is a predicted model, not a curated record. Gene Ontology annotation, biological process: transmembrane transport; metal ion transport.
CCUCUCCCACCACCCCCUGAAAACCCACCCCCUCCUCCCCUCCUCGCUCGUACCCCGUCUCCAAACCCUUCCCCCAUGGUUUCGAGGGUUCCAGCGACUUGACGAGCGUCGCCAUGCAUCUGGCCAUGGAGCGCUUGAUGUCGUCGCCGGGGUAGAGGUUACAGGCCACCGCCACCAUUGUAUGCUGGGUGGCGGCGCUGCCACGGCGGAUCAGAUCGGUGAGGUAGAAGAAGACUCCCUCAGAGGAGGAGAGGGCUCUGGGUGUAGCAGGAUUAGCGGAGAGGGCAUGGAUUGCUCUUAGGGCGUACUCCGUCGCUUUCCAAUCCGAUGCCUUGCGGAGUAACUGCAGGAGCCGCUGUAGGCCCCCUUCCCCGAUAAUGGAAUCUCGGAUCUCCUCGUCGCCGGCGGAGGUGAGCGACCAGACGCAGAGGCGGCGUUUGUCUGGGCAUCGACCGUGCCGAAGAGGAAGAGGUCAAUCGGGAAAAUGACGGCACCCUCCUAGGCCAUGGUGAUGCGGAGAUGGAUGAUAUGUUCUUAAGCAAAACCAGCGGGCGACGACGAGGGCUUGGAUGGCGUGGGUGCUCGGUCGUGGGAAAGGGAGCUUGAGAUCUGGCCCAAACGUCCGACGUCCAAUAAGUAGUGGGCUCGGCUCUGAGGAGUAGGCCCGAAAGCCGAAUUGGGAUCUGACUUAAAUUAAACAGUAUCCUGACCUGAGCUCCAUCCGAACCAGGUCCAGCCCGGCCGUCUAAUCCAAAGCGCGUAGCUGUUGGUCCCCUUCUAAACUUUAGUAUGACGGACCGACGUAUUAAGGCAGGGCAGCUCCGAGGAAGGUGCCGAAUGCCGCUAGCGUUCGCUGCCCCUUUAAUGCUUUCACCGUUUUUUUUUCUUCACAAUAUCUUCUCGUCGUCAUCUCUUCCCUUCUCUUCCAAUACGCUCUCGUCGGUCGUCCGCCUGCGGUACUCUCUCUCUGUCUCUCUUCCAUUUGGAUUCUAAAUUAAGAUAUUUGCUGUUUCGGCAUUGUCGGAGACCUCAAACUUUUCCCAAUCGGGGGGGGGGGGGCUUCUCCUCCUGGCCUUGCAACGCUCUUCGUAUCUCAAAUGGUGUUCCGCCGUCCAUUUUCUCUUACUUGUCGAUUCCGGAGCCCCCCGAUGAUGCGAAAUUCGCAUCUUUCUCCCGAAUUUUGAUCCAAAAUCCGGACUUUCCGACUCUUAAGAUCCGAUCCUUCUCAAAAUUGGAGCCUUUCCUCAUGGAGCUCGUCACCGAGGACCCGGCGGCGGAGGGCAAGGAGCCGGAGAUGGAGAGCCCCGCCAGGGAGCCCCGCCACUACCGGAGCCAUUUCCCCGGCGCGGUCCGGCAAAAGGCCUACCUUUUCGAUGGCCACGGCAACUUCUUCACGAAGGAAUGGGACCUCCGAGAGGGCAACGGCCGAGAGUUUUGCUGGUAUCACGUCGAGCUCCCUAAGGGCAACCAGAAGCUCGCCAUCUCCGCUCAGUACCUCAUCGACGUUCUCUGCCCGCCAUUGAAACUCCAAGACAUUCUCACCCUCGUCAGCAAUGGUCCCUUCUGCGGCCAUGUGGAUGGAGCCCUCGUGUUCCGGGUGAACUCUCCGGGCCCGGCGGCGAGCAAUUUCACGCUUCGGCUCGCGGCCAGGGUCACCGAGAACUCAGUGAUCACCGUGAGCCUGGGACGGGUGCCGAGGCUGGGUUUUUCGCAGACUGAGCAAUCGCUGCUGUCGGAGAUACCGAGCGUGGAGAGCCCGAGCCCACGUUUGGUGAGAGAUGAGGAGAUUGGUGGUUCAAGCGGCAUUGUGAUUCGCGAGCAUGUUCUUGAGUUUUUGCUGACAAUGAAUCAUUCGGAGGAGGCCGAUAAUCCUGUACCGAAGACUAUUUCUAAUCUCAUUGUGCAUAUUGUUGACAGCCAUAUUGAUCAGGUGCAGGAUAUAGUGACAAAGCUUGAGAUGGAGUUGGAUUCGAUGGAGCUGGAAUUGGACAAAGGAGGAUCUACACUGAGGAAACAAUUGUUGGAUGAUAGAAGAUUUCCCAAAAUGCAUUUGAAUUUGCAGCAUCUCCUGCAGGUAGUUGCUCAUGGUGAGCAAGUAUUCCCACGUGUAAAAGAGAAGUGUGCAACUAAAAGUUGGUUUGCGAGUGAAGACAUAAUUGCUCUUGAAGAACUAAUCGGUCGUCUUAGGAGGCUAAAAGAGAAUUUGGGAUUCAUAGUUAAUCGGGUGACAGCAAUUCAGGCUGGUCUUGAUAGCUGGCAGUCAGAGCAAAUAAACAGGAAGCUUUACUAUCUUUCUUUUCUGUCUAUGAUCUUUCUUCCAUUAUCUAUUGUUACUGGAGUAUUUGGGAUGAAUGUUGGGGGUGUACCAUGGACAGGGCAAGGAGGCCCUGAUUUGAAAGACGGGUUCCGUAAGGUUAUGAUUCUCUGUGCUGUGUUACUGUUUCUGCUUCUAGUUUGCUUCACUUUUCCUUCCCUCUAUGCACGGAUAUCUUCUGGGAGAAGGCAUGCUGCACUGAGUUGGUCUAUUGGUAGAAAGUCAUUCUUGAGAAAAACCAUUCAUCGAGAUAGAUUUCAGGGAGGAGAUUACAUCCACAUCUGAAAAGUUACCUUGUUCUUGAACAGUUGGAAUCAGUUUCUAUAGCAUAUAAUUAAUAGAUGCAGUUUUUAUGGCAUGCUAA